AUAAAUAAGCAAUAUGAAGGCACUAAUUUCUAUUCUUGUUCUGGUUGCUCUCUUUGGAGCUGCAUACGGAUUUCAUAACUCCACUGUGCUGACAGAGGAAGAUUUUAUGGACGGAACUGUCAUGGACGCUAAUGGAACUGUUAAUGGAGUCUGGUUCAUUAAGUUUUAUGCUCCUUGGUGCGGCCAUUGUAAAAGAUUAAAGCCAACUUGGGAAGAACUUGCUAAUGAAGCAUAUGGAACAGGAGUUAAUAUUGGAUCACUUGACUGUACCGAGAAUAGGAACGCAUGAGAAAGAGUAGAUGUCAGUGGAUACCCAACACUCUAUGUUUUAGAUGAAUCAGGUGCAUAUCAAUUCUCUAACAGAAGAGAAUUGACAAAUCUCCUUCAGUUUAUUACAAAUAAAAAUUAUCUGACUUACGGGGAAAAGGCACAAAUUUUAGCAGAUGAAGAUGUGCCUAAAACAACAUUUGGAAAAAUGUAUCUUGAAAUCUCCAAAGGACUAGAGACUAUUUUCGAAGGAAUUGGGUUAGGAAUGGUUCCUCAUUUCGGUCAGUUAGCUAUAGCUGCUUUCAUCUGUAGUCUUCCAUUCCUUCUCAUUAUCUAUGCUCUUUGUUAUCCUGAUGAAGAGUAUCAAGCUAUUCAGGAAAGAAUCAAGGAAAUGGAGGAGAAAGAGAAGAAAAAUAAAGAAGCAAUGAAAACUAAAAUUGAGAAGAAGGAUUAG
Moneuplotes crassus is the source of this 721-nucleotide messenger RNA. Lineage: Eukaryota; Ciliophora; Spirotrichea; Euplotida; Euplotidae. The record is from the annotation of a GenBank genome assembly.